Nymphalis io (European peacock) is the source of this 988-nucleotide messenger RNA. RefSeq lists its product as uncharacterized. Lineage: Eukaryota; Metazoa; Arthropoda; Insecta; Lepidoptera; Nymphalidae. The record is from RefSeq and is a predicted model, not a curated record. The coding region runs from base 63 to 581 and encodes 172 amino acids. The transcript is spliced from 4 exons.
GAUUCGCGCACGUCCAAUAAAUAGUUAUUUUAUAAUUUUAAAUUUGGCUUGAAGUGGUAAAGAUGCAAAUGAAAGUGCCUGAUGUCAAUCGCUGUUGUUUUUGUCUACCUUUACGACCGGGAAUCAUUUUAUUUGCUUAUCUAAAUAUAAUAUUUUCAGUCGUAUCGGUAACAUGCUUGGUAAUAACCACAGAAUUGCAAAGAACUUCAAUAACGUAUGACGCCUCGGUUGAGAUCAUGAUAUCUACCGUCCUCUUUAGCAUUCUCGGUAUGGGUGUUAUACUCAAUUUCUUGCUUCUUAUUGCUGGUUACCAGAAAGAUAUUUCGAUGUUGCGUCUUUAUAACUACUACGCGCUGGUCACAACGCUAGCCGCUUUAGUGCCAACCUGCUUCCUAUUUUCCAGAAAAAUGUUCACGGAAGUGUUCAUCGCUUUGUUUGUGAUAGCAAUACAGUGCUACGUCAUCGUGCUUGUAAGAAGUGAAGUGGUAAAACUAGAAGAAAGUAAAUUGAAGACGACUGAAGUUACGAAUUCACAUUUUCAAAACCGUAUUGAUAUUUCGGAUCGUGUUACUUUAGUGUAAAAAACUUAGUUUUAAGUAACUUGAAUUGUAUUAAUCUAAGAAUUAAAUUAAGAACGUAAAUGGAUUCCCAAAAACUUAUUUGUGUUUAUAAUUCAUCUCUUGAUCGACAUUAAAGGAAAACAUAAAGAGCACACCUGUAUGUGUUGCUAAAAUUCUGUCACAUGUGUGGAUAGGUACAUAUCCAUAAAACUGCAUUGGAACUACAUGGUGAAUUGAACUUCAAGCCUUUUAGUGGUGGCUUUUGACCAGUAGUGGAAUAUGUACAAGUUGUUGCUUUACUAAUUCUAACAAUCAGAUUUUUUAUUUUUUAUUUUAGUGGAAUGUCCCACCUGAUCAUAUAGAUGUUAUAAUAUAUAUUGUUUGAGUAGUCAUGUCGAUUUUAGUUUCGUAUAUUAAAUUAAAUUUAU